Molecule: messenger RNA, 246 nt
Organism: Knipowitschia caucasica
Lineage: Eukaryota; Metazoa; Chordata; Actinopteri; Gobiiformes; Gobiidae
Source: the annotation of a GenBank genome assembly
AUGGCUCAGAACUCGGAGGAAUACACCACUCACGCUAGAGUGAAGAGUGAAGCAUAUUUGGAACAGGAGGACACAGCAGCCAGAGGACAAUCAGAUCUGCCCACAGCACUCGGAGAGCCAAUCGGGAGCAAAGACGCCCACGUGUUGGAGGAGAAGAGGGGAGAAAAGUCCUCCGUGGCACGUCUCCUGGGAUGGGAUGUGCUGAACUCGGAGGCCGGCUGCAGAGAGAGGAGGAUCUUGAAGUAG